AAUCAUAACCAGAAAUUGAAAUAUCGCUAAUGAGCCAUUCACCGCCGACGAAAAAAGAUUAUCUCUAACAGCAUUCAAAAAAUGCAGACGGAAAAAAACGACGGCAGCCGUCCGAUUAACCGGAGCUCCUCCGGCUAUAAUAAACAGACAGGGAUAUAUCACAGCCUUCGUCCUUAUCUUUCACUACCUCCUAUAGAUGAACCUCUCUCCACAACCGAGUUCGUGCUUUCUCUCCUCCUUAAAUCCUCACCACCAGCAACCGCCGGAAAAAACAUUGAAUCCUUAAGCUACCUAGUUAACUCAACCUCUGGUGAUAACCUCACUUACGGAAAGCUUCUUCGUGGAGUUCGUUCUCUCGCUGUAUCUCUCCGGGAACGAUUUCCUUCUCUUUCCUCUAGAGAUGUCGCUUUUAUACUCUCUCCGCCUUCGUUGCACGUGCCGGUGCUUUACUUGGCGUUAAUGUCGAUCGGUGUCGUGAUGUCACCGUCGAAUUCGAUUGGAUCUGAGUUGGAAGUGAGUCAUCAAGUCGAAGUCAGCAAGCCAGUGAUUGCGUUCGCGACAUCGGAGACGGUGGAGAAGCUUCGCUCUUCUUCUUCUUCGUUCCCUCUCGGAAUCGUUCUGAUGGACUCUCCUGAGUUUCUCUCCUGGUUAAACCGGUCGUCCGUUAACCCGAUUCAGGUUCGGGUCAACCAAUCGGAUCCUGCAGCGAUUCUUUUUUCGUCUGGAACAACCGGACGAGUCAAAGGCGUUAUGCUUACUCACCGUAACCUAAUCGCUUCGACCGCCGUGUCUCACCAACGAGCUCUCCAAGAUCCGGUUGAUUACGAUCGUGUUGGACUGUUCUCGCUUCCGCUCUUCCACGUGUUUGGGUUCAUGAUGAUGGUUCGAGCCAUCUCUCUUGGAGAGACAUUGGUGCUUCUAGGCAGAUUUGAGCUUGAGGCUAUGUUAAAGGCGGUGGAGAAGUAUAAGGUUACUGGUAUACCUGUAUCUCCGCCGUUGAUUGUAACGUUGGUCAAAUCAGAUCUAACGAACAAGUACGAUCUUCGGUCAUUGCGUUCCCUUGGCUGUGGUGGCGCUCCCCUUGGUAAAGACGUUGCAGAGAGGUUCAUCCAGAAAUUCCCAGACGUUGAAAUUGUACAGGGUUAUGGCUUGACAGAGAGCACGGGGCCAGUGGCAUCAACGUUUGGACCUGAAGAGACGAUCAAAUAUGGCUCUGUUGGUCGCAUCUCUGAGAAUUUAGAAGCUAAAAUUGUUGAUCCAUCUACCGGAGAAGCCUUGCCACCGGGAAAAAACGGUGAACUCUGGAUCCGAGGACCAAUCAUCAUGAAAGGUUAUGUGGGAAACGAGAAAGCGAGUGCGGAGACAGUAGAUGAAGAAGGGUGGUUAAAGACUGGCGAUCUCUGUUAUUUUGAUUCGGAAGGUUUUCUAUAUAUUGUUGAUAGGCUAAAGGAGCUAAUCAAAUACAAGGCUUAUCAGGUUCCACCAGUAGAGUUGGAGCAGAUUCUUCACUCGAAUCCAGAUGUGGUUGAUGCUGCAGUUGUUCCGUUCCCUGACGAGGAUGCAGGAGAGAUUCCAAUGGCUUUCAUAGUGAGAAAACCAGGAAGCAGUCUCAACGAGGCCCAAGUCGUUGAUUUCGUAGCUAAACAAGUUGCUCCGUACAAGAAGGUAAGACGAGUUGGUUUCAUUAACGCAAUCCCAAAAAAUCCUGCUGGCAAGAUUCUGCGUCGGGAGCUUACUAAAAUCGCUGUGGAGGGUAAUGCGUCUAAGCUUUGAGAUAACCGGACCGGUUCAAAUCUAAUUGUAUCGGUUCUUAGUGAAUUUGAGAACAACUUACCGAUUCAGACAAAAUUCUCUAUUGUAGUGUUUUUUUGCUCUCAUUUCGAGUUCUUCUCAAAUGAGAGUAGUAUAAACUAUAAAGUAUCUCAACAAUUUUUAGAUUAAAAAAAAAAAAAAAUCAAAAUAUUUUCCAUUU
This is a messenger RNA of Camelina sativa (false flax), 1972 nucleotides long. Its product is annotated as 4-coumarate--CoA ligase-like 9. Gene Ontology annotation, molecular function: CoA-ligase activity. Lineage: Eukaryota; Viridiplantae; Streptophyta; Magnoliopsida; Brassicales; Brassicaceae. The record is from RefSeq and is a predicted model, not a curated record.